AUGACCACAACAAUUGCCGAGGCAAUGAACUCUAUGUUGAUUGCCAAAAGGGAGUACCCCAUGGCAUCCAUAUUCAAUUUGAUUGCUAAGAGAUUUGGUGAAAUAUUUAGGGAGAGGCGUGCCUAUGUCGUCAAAUCUAAGGAUAAAAAAUUUGUGCUCACCGCCGAAAAGAUCUUAAGGGACAAUAUAAGCGAAGGAAACUCCUUCUAUGUGGAGAAUAUAAGCGGGGACGAAAGACAAUUCACAGUGUUCAGCAGUGGCUGUACGACCAAAGUUGACCUACUGGAAAGGUCGUGUUCUUGCAGGAAGUUUGAGCUGGUCAAAAUACCAUGUGCUCAUGCGAUGAUUUCUUUGAGAUUGAAGCACAAUGAUGAUUAUGGUUUGAGAGUCUAUGAUUACUCUUCGCCCUUGUAUAAAAUGGAAGAGCACCUUCUUGCGUAUUUGAAAUCUAUUAAUGUUGUUCCUUUGGAGUCCAAAUGGCGCAUGCCAUAA
Molecule: messenger RNA, 492 nt
Organism: Capsicum annuum
Lineage: Eukaryota; Viridiplantae; Streptophyta; Magnoliopsida; Solanales; Solanaceae
Exons: 1
Coding region: 1-492 (163 amino acids)
Molecular function (GO): zinc ion binding
Source: RefSeq, a predicted model, not a curated record